AUCGUUGGUAAUCCGAAAUGGGAAGAAGAUAACUAUAGAUCAUGCGAGAUUCGCAAGUGGGGUGGAAGAACGGCAAGUUUGCGAGGUGGUCCGAAUCUAGUCGAAAUCUAUCGCGGUUCUGCUCGGCUUCCGGCCAAAUGUUUCAACUAUUCCUGCUUAUUUUCGACUUCCUCGUAUCCCCGAUGUUCCCCUGUUUUUCCAACGUCGUCGAAUUUCCGUGAAAGAUCUACUCCAGACGGAUCGAUGAUCUUCGAUCGAUGAACAGGCGAGUUGCCUAGGAAAUUCCCAGUGGCCGCUUUAAAAGAGCCUCACGUUCGCGCGAAAGUCACGGAUGUUGGAGCAGAAGACUUCGUUUAGCUGCUGCUUCCUCUCGAGACGGCCAAACAAUUGAUUUACCAAGAGAUUGGAAGACGCAAAACAAGACACCGUGAAAGAGAUCCUACCAAACUGCUCCUCGCUCUCUACCCUCUCCAUCCAGUUCCAUCCCGACACACCGCGAAACUAAUUUCCCACUCGUUUUCAUGCAACUCUCGGCGACACGAAUUUUCUCAUUUUCGUUUGCCUAAAUGGUGUAGCGAAUCGCUGUCGUGGCUCUUUAACGAAAGAUCGACCGUUUCCGUCGAUCGAAGGACAAAAACCAUAGUCGAUGAUCGUCGGGAGAUCGUUCAUAGCACACGGCUGUGUAUUUAACACGUUGAAGCACGAGAUUCAGUCUGAGCCCCUCGAGACUUCGUUGCUAAUUGGCUCAGCGUAUCAACGACCUUUCUUACACCGCGAGCUUCCUUUUCUCCCUAGCGCACGAGGAAAGACAUCAUCGAGGGCUGAGCUAUCGAAAAAUAUGGCGUCAGGAAUACCGAGCGUUCAUCAGAGGAAGCUUGGACCAGCGCCGAUAGCAUCCUUCGAAGACCUGUCCGACGAGGUGGAAAACGGGGAACCGGCUGCGCGAAUGCCAGGCAUCGUCGAGGUCACCACGCCGGCAACGCCUGGUAGUUCGCUUAAGACACCCAGCACGCCGAGAAUUGACAUCAGCAGGGCGAGCAGUUCCUCCCACCAUGAGGACAGUAACUCCAGGGACUCGACGCCGGAGAGGGAACUCCUUGCAGGCGGAGAACCUCCACCUGGAUGUAAGCUAACUCUGGGUUACAAAGAAGACGCCCAAGAUUUAAGAUCAUCGACGGAAGAGCUUGACCUGCAAGAUCCUAUUCACGAGCAAGAUCUGAAAAGAGAAUCGAAGAAACUAGCUAAGAGACGGAAGGAGGAUGGUUCACUGUCAGACUACAGCGGAAAACAAUUAGAUAGAGAACGCAAAGAUAGCAAUUGUUCGGAGAUCGUUCUGUUGAACAUCAGUGGUAGGACGUCUAGGCUGUCUUCCGUGGGUAGCCAGGGAUCCGGCGCCUCUGGCAAGCUUUCCGUUGUCUCAGCCACGUCGUCCAGAUCACCGAGCCCGCACAAAUGUCUACUGGAAACAUCAUUUUGUGGAAGCAAACCUACGCUAUCGGACAACCUGAUAGAGCCACCCAAACCAGAGACCGACGACCUGGAGAAGAUCCUGCUAAAACGGGAAGCUGACACCACCAAAGCACUAAUUCCGGAGAGCAUAAAAGUGUCGAUGGUAGAUGGGAACUUGAAGCCAGAUCCCUUGGAUAAACCUAGAAGACGAGGGCGAGAGGAGAGGAAGGAGAUUUUCAAAAGAGAGGUGGAGAUCACGAAAAGGUUCCUUAAAAAAGUUAACAUACAGGUACCAGUGGUGAAGAAGUCAGCAGAAACGCAAAGUACAACGAUAUCGCAACAGCCCGCCAGAAGCCAAGUACAAGAGGUUCAAAAGCCAGUAACCUUGGACUUCAACGAUAAGAGAAAAAAAUCACAAAACUUCAAAGAGAUUGUGCAAACCACUCCGACAACGAGUAGCGUAACUGGUAGUCCAAAGUUGCCGAGGCAUCAGAAAGUCCGUGACCUUGAGGGCUCUCGUACACCUAGUCCCUCUUCCGUUUCCAGGAAGAGCAGUUUCGCCUCCUUGUUCAAGGCCCGUACAGACAGCAGUGUGUUGAGCCCAGAAUCCCCGUCGCCCAGCACGAAACCACGGCGUAGUCUGACCUCGAAGAUCAAGGACACCACCGAAAGUCUGCGUAGCAGAUCCAAGUCCCGCGAACGAGUGACCGCGGAUAAAGGGUCCGGCAACUUAAAAAAGGACUCGAAGAAUAAGGGUGUGUUCUCGUCGACAUUGAGCCUAUUUAAGAAACGCGAACGAAAGGAGAGUUACGACGAAGCGAUAGCGGCCUCCUGCGGUACUGAACUGGACGCUGCAGGCGGCCAUCCAUCUUUGGAAAGUAUCGGCCAUGUGGAGUUUCGAUUCAACGCAGAAAAAGAGAGUCGCAAAGACGAUUCGAUCUUCAUAAGUCUCCAUGCUGACGACAGGAACUACGAAGAGGCCCUGCCUUCGGAGAGCGUAUCGAUUCCUCUUGAAACGCCCACCAAGCUGCUGGACGAGUACGAAUCGGAACCUCGAACCGGAAGUAUCGUAACGGAAGUGUCGAUCGAGCACUAUCCGCCACCAUCGAGAAUAAAGACCGAAGCCUUAAUCGAGACCACAUCGAGGUCGACGUAUUUGCGGGACAGUCAGAUACCGCAGAGCAGCUCGAAGGAUUCUGAGAUUUCGAGAAGCUCUUCAAAGGAUUCAAAAUUAAGUAGCUAUGGGAAGACAAGCGAACCUGUUAUAAGAUCAUCGUCGUCUAUAGAGGGCAAACCUCCUGUGGAACAUCGGAUGUCCAGCAGUUCCUCCAAAGAUUCAGUAGGGAAAAAGGAAGUAACGAAGCCAAAGAGAAAAAGCAAAGAGAUACAACAACCGGUUGAACCGCCUGAGAAAACGGAUGAUAUCUCACGACAGAAGCAAGUCAGGGAACAUAUUCAGGUUAAAAACGUGGAAAGCAAAAGGCCAGAUUUGCUGGACGAUGGGAUUAAAACCGUGGACGGCCUGGUAAAGACUCCCAGCGUGAUUUCUGACUUGGACCAUAACAGUUCAGAGUCAGAGAGGGAUUCGGAGAUCGAGUUCAUUAGAAACAAGGUUGAAAAGCUUGCUGAGGAAUUGCCUGAUGAGAGGAAAGGUCUGUUCUACGAGGAAAGCUUCGAGGAUGAUCUCCCUUAUGUCCCGACCACUCUGCCCCUAGAAAAAAGUGUGGCUGUGCCGAUCCUGCCUGUGAAACAACGACUUCAGGAAGUAAGAACGAUACCAAUCGAGAGGCCGCGUUCCACAACGCCCAUAAACCCAACCCUGCUCGACGAGUUUGUGAUGCAAACGUCUCUCGAUGAACGUCGUGUGGAAAAAAUGAAGAUAUCGCUGCCGCGGGAAGAAAGUUUCAAACUGAAGAGCCCGCGAAAACACGCAGCGAAUACGUUCAUGGAGUUCGCAGGCAAAGUGCCUGAUGGAGGACGAAAGAGUACAGGCAAGUCGCCGAGUCCACCUCCACUGCCACCAAGGGCUACGGUUAGACCGAGCAACUGGAUCAACUUUGAAGAGAUACCAGAGAAAAGGAAAGCGCCAAAAAGGAUCCAAACGAUUCCUCGACCGGAGGACGAGGUGAAAUCGGGAGGAUACAGUUACGUUCAACCGGAAGAAUGCAGGUGUGAGUGUCAUGAAGAAUCACGACGGGCAUCGAUGAAGGAAGCAGUCGCGACAAGGACGUCCUCCUCGUGCAGCAGCAAUGGACAACGGCCUUGUAACGGUGAUAACUGUACGGUGCCUACAUCGACGUCCAUGGAUCGUGCCAGUAUCGUCAGUGACAGCUCGCUGGAGUAUAGCCUGAGUAUCGAGGAGACCAUGACACAACCGUUGUCUACGGGCUCGGCAAAGCCUUUCAGCAUGGAUCUGGACGUUAGGUCGAAUCGGUCCAGUAUCGUAUCCCAGGACGAGACUGACGAGACCCCGCACCAAUAAUAAUUUUUCACGGCACUCCUCGCCUUAUUCUACCCCUGUUAAACGAACAUUCUCUUCCGUUGGAACUGUUCCCGGGCCGAGUUCUCGUUACUCCUUUCGCUGUUUCGGCGAUCUGCUCUACUGCGUUGUCUACCCGAAUAACGAAUCGGCUCUACUCUCUUUUCUUUCUCUUUUCUAUUCAACUUUUUCCUCGAGAUCAUAACCAUUUAGCGAGUCUCUUGUCUGUGUGUCAAUUUCGAUGAUAAUCUCUUAUCCCGUUUCAUUAACGCGACAUCUUAUAUAGUUACACGUACGUUUCGGUGUAACAAAGAUACCGAUCUUUUGUAAUGGAUUCAAAGUGACAAAGUCAUUCGUUAUUCGGCGAAUAGACGUCGUAUUAAGUACGUUUAGGGUGGCUCUAUU
Molecule: messenger RNA, 4333 nt
Organism: Eufriesea mexicana
Lineage: Eukaryota; Metazoa; Arthropoda; Insecta; Hymenoptera; Apidae
Product: PHD finger protein rhinoceros
Exons: 11
Coding region: 647-3931 (1094 amino acids)
Source: RefSeq, a predicted model, not a curated record